Messenger RNA from Chrysoperla carnea, 1671 nucleotides. Its product is annotated as KICSTOR complex protein kaptin-like. Gene Ontology annotation, biological process: actin filament organization; cellular response to amino acid starvation; negative regulation of TORC1 signaling. Bases 1 to 1209 code for a protein of 402 amino acids. The record is from RefSeq and is a predicted model, not a curated record. Gene Ontology annotation, molecular function: actin filament binding. Lineage: Eukaryota; Metazoa; Arthropoda; Insecta; Neuroptera; Chrysopidae. The transcript has 8 exons. Gene Ontology annotation, cellular component: lamellipodium; actin cytoskeleton; KICSTOR complex.
AUGGAAAACAUGGUUUAUGCCCAUUAUUUUCCAUUAACUUCACAAGGAAAUAUUUAUUCAAUGACCAAACUAGCUGUUUUGAAUAGUUUUAAGUUAUUAAUUGCUUCUUUAAAACGUGAAAUUAUUUGUUUUGAAUACGUUGAAAAUGCUACAUUACUAACUCCGUCUUCAAAAGAAGUGCUUUUUACAUAUAUACCAAAUGGAGCUGAAAUUAUAGCUGUAGAUGCUUUUAAUAAAUCUAAUAAAGGAAACGAUAUCGUUAUUGGUAUUACUAUUAUAAAAACAGAUGUACCAAAAGAGAGUUAUUUCAACAUCUACACCGGUGAGGAUAACGCAGAUUUUAAUAUUGAUAAUAUAUCGCAAAAUUGUUUAAUGAUUGAUUUGAAUUAUACACCUUAUCAAUUAUAUCAUACAAUUAUUCCAUUAUUUGAAGAAGAGAGCAAUAAAAGUGAGAUUGUAUGGUUGUUAUCUGGCAGUGAUUCAAAAAUUCAUUUAUACAGGGACACCGAUGGAAAUCACUCGUACAAAGAGACUGAUAUUACUAAAUCAUUCGUUGAAUUAGCUAAUGUUCCAAGUAUUGUAUUAUGGAUGGAUGUCAUGUAUUACGGUUCAAAAAAAAGACGAAUAACAGUUUUUGGAUGUGAAUCUGGAUAUGUACAAGUGUCGACCGUUGAUACAAAAAAUAAUUGUGUAUUGAAUACAUGGAAUAUUCAAUUUGUGAAUAUGAUCGCUUGUGUGAAACUUUUUACAUUGAACUCAAACUCCAUAAAUAUUCAAAACAUAGAAACCGAAAUGCCUCAAAUUAAUUUAGUUGUUACAAAUACUAUUUUACCAUCUGUUGUGUUCAUGGAUUUAUUAAAAAACGGUUUGUCAAAGAAAAAAUUAUUAUUAAAAAGUAAUUUUUAUAACACACAAUCAACUUGUUGUAUAGCGGAUAUUGAUUAUGAUGGAGAAAAUGAAAUAUUAAUUGGAACAUAUGGUCAAGAAAUUCUUGCCUAUAAAUAUAAGAAAGAAAAUGAUUGGAGUUUAUCAGAACAUCGAAGCUUUGGAAAUCCUAUAUAUUCAAUUCAAUUUCUAGAUAUAACAAGCGAUGGAAUGCGAGAAUUAAUUGUUUUAACAUUGAAAGGAGUUCACAUAAUUCAGAAUAAACCUGAAGACAUUGAAAAGAAGCUGUUAAGUAGAUUAAAACGGAUCUCUUUGAAUGCGUAAUUUCUAUGUAUCGUUGUUUUGGAUGAUGUUUGAUGUCAAUAUUGCUGUAAAGUAUAAAAAAAUCGUCCCCUAAUGACCGUAAUCGGGCAAUAUAUUAGAAAACAAUAUAAAAAAGCAAGUUUUUUGAUUCGAUAUCAUCUCAAUAACUAAAAUAAUUAUACAUCAUGACUUAAAUAAUUAUAAGAAUGUAUUUCAAUAAUUUGCUAAAUAAGUAAAACUAAUCAUACCAUGUGUGUUUGUACCAUCUAGGCAUAUACAUAUCUGUAGUAUGACAGAAUACAUCCGUUUAGUAAUGCAUCUAAGCGAGAGGUAUUAUAUACAUGUAUUGAACAUUAGUUGGAAGACGCUUGGAGAGUGGGAAUUUUUUAGUUACAGAUAACUAGUAAGUUCAUCAAUCAUCACUGCUUCUGACUUUAAACUCCCACUCUCUGCAUGCAUACAACAGAAGAUCUGUCGUAUCGU